This is a messenger RNA of Hydractinia symbiolongicarpus, 570 nucleotides long. RefSeq names its product elongin-B-like. Bases 154 to 498 code for a protein of 114 amino acids. NCBI's taxonomy places the organism in Eukaryota, Metazoa, Cnidaria, Hydrozoa, Anthoathecata, Hydractiniidae. Gene Ontology annotation, biological process: transcription elongation by RNA polymerase II. The transcript has 3 exons. The record is from RefSeq and is a predicted model, not a curated record. Gene Ontology annotation, cellular component: elongin complex; VCB complex. Gene Ontology annotation, molecular function: protein binding.
CGCAUGACUUUUGCAUUUUUAUGGUUACUUCAGUUUUUCAUCUUGUGCGCGUUGUGCGUAAACCUGAAUAUUCUUGCUUAAAGCGCGCCUCAUCUUCUGUUGUUUUUAAUUCGUGCAAUAUUACUUGCAGUCACAUAGACAAAUCGACCUAAAAUGGAGGUCUUUUUAAUGAUAAAACGUCAAAAAACAACAAUAUGUCUUGAUGUUAAAGAAACAACACCCGUAAUAGAAGUUAAGAAAAUGCUGGAGGGGAUCGUAAAGAAAAGUCCUGAAGAUUUACGUCUCAUUUACAAAGAUAGCAGUCUAGAAGACAACAAAACUAUGGCUGACUGUGGUUUAACCAUGCAAUCAACAAAAGCACAAACGCCAGCACUUUUAGGAAUGACAUUUAAAAAUGAAGAUGGUGAUUUUGAAGAACUAGAGAUAACACCUGUAUCCAGUCCUCCUGAACUACCCGCUCAGAUGAAACAGCAAGAAUCUCCUGUCGCAGGAUCUUAAGUCUACAACCCGAUGCUUGACAAUCAACUUUUGUAUUUAUUCUUUUAUGGGAUUGUUUUAAGAGCAUGAUAA